Penicillium manginii is the source of this 2100-nucleotide messenger RNA. RefSeq names its product putative C6 transcription factor. NCBI's taxonomy places the organism in Eukaryota, Fungi, Ascomycota, Eurotiomycetes, Eurotiales, Aspergillaceae. The coding region runs from base 1 to 2100 and encodes 699 amino acids. Gene Ontology annotation, biological process: DNA-templated transcription; positive regulation of transcription by RNA polymerase II. The record is from RefSeq and is a predicted model, not a curated record. The transcript is spliced from 5 exons. Gene Ontology annotation, molecular function: zinc ion binding; DNA-binding transcription factor activity, RNA polymerase II-specific; sequence-specific DNA binding.
AUGUAUCCCGUCGGCCCUAGCCCGGAGUCAUCCAGGCAGACUAGUCCUGUCUCGAAGGAUUUCAAUCCCCGCAAGCGCGGACGAACAGCCUGCACACGCUGCAAGACGAGGAAACAGAAGUGCGACAACGAAUAUCCGACCUGCUCAAACUGUCGGAAAGCAGGGGUCACGUGUGACAAGUCGAGCGUGCGCGAAGAUGCAGACCGUCAUAACGAUUACACUCGUGCAUUAGAAGAACGAGUGGCAUUCCUCGAGGGCAAGUUGGUCCAGCCUGACCCAUCAUCCUCCAGCCACAAUGCAGCCCCAAACGUGCCAGCCUCUGUUUGGUCUCCACAAGGUGGUCAUACAACACCACAGACAACAACCUCUGGUCUCGAUAAUAACCCAGUAGGAGAAAUUGUUGGACUGCUUGCCCUGAGUUCAUCCGAGGCACCCGCCUAUGUGGGAUCAAGCUCCGGUCUAUCCCUGGCAGCCAAUUUGGGUGAAAUGGUCCAAACAAGCGUUUGGAACCAGUUCAUAUCACGAAUGCAACCCCAGCAAACUCCGGCAACAAAUAGCAACCCACAAAAUACUAGUAAUCGUGGGUUAAGUCCUGCGGCAACCCCUCCGGCUGGUGGCCCUCGGAUACGAGACCGAUGUAAAAGAGCAGACGAGCUUUUACCCGAACCACCAACCGAAGAAAUGGGAAAUAAAAUGCUCGAAACUUAUUUCAAAAGACUGCACUCUCGUUAUCCAUUUUUGGAUCGCAAGCAGAUAUGGACGCUCCACGAAGAACGUUGGCGGUUAGCAAAAACAAAACGUGGAGAUCUCACGAGGUCAGAUCGAUUUGCAAUCUUUAAACUAAAUCUGGUCUAUGCUAUUGGUGCGACGAUGCUUCAAUUGAGUGAGAAGUACAAAUAUGCAUACACUGCACCAGAGCGAUUUUAUACAUCUGCUCUGCAGUGUGUGCCCACAAUGUGCGAUGCCCGCUCUAUUGAGAAUAUCGAGGCAAUGGUCCUCCUUGUUGUAUAUCAUCUCCGCACCGCCUCUAGUCAUGGCAUGUGGUACAUGAUCGGGCUGGCGAUGCGCACAGCUAUUGACCUCGGUCUACACCGAAAGGCAAAUGAAAUUAACAUGGACCCAUUCACCACCCAGAUGCGAAGGAGACUAUUCUGGACAGUCUACUAUCUAGAAAGAGUGGUCUCAAUGUCUCUCGGACGUCCUUUUAGCAUCUCCGAUCGUCACAUCGACCUCGACCUGCCAAUAGACGUGGACGAUGACAUCCAAGAUCCCGCGCUCUUAACCGCAUCGCAAACCCCUCUCCUCCCUCCGCCUCAAAAUGGACCCCCCCUAUAUCUCGAGCUUGAAGAAUGGAAAGAGUCCGCUUUCCUCCGGUUUUCCGGAUCGGAUCUCGACUACCCCAUGCUUCACUACAAUCGCGCCGUUCGGCUCCUAAUCCAGCCGUUUCUUCCUCUUCUCCCGAUCACAGACCCAUACUACAAGAUCUGUCUCGAUGCCGCCGGCGAAAUCUGCCAGUCCCACAAGCGUCUCCACCAAACCUUGGAAUAUGGCCACUCAUUUCUCGCCGUGCAAACCGUUUUCAUGGCCGGUAUUACCCUCCUCUACGCAUUAUGGACACACACAGAACAAGUCUGGACCGUCCGCAUGAGCAACGACAUCCGCGCCUGUUCAACGGUACUUUUCGUCAUGGGCGAAAGAGCGGCUUGGGUAAAGAAAUACCGCGACGCGUUCGAGCUUCUCGUAAAUGCCGCCAUGGAAAAGCUGCAAGGAAACGAAACCGCUCGCAACGCAGGUAUGGCCGAGCUCAUGACAGCACAGCAUGGUGGCGCGUUUCUAAAUCCUGCUUUCCCCGGAAUGUCUAGCGGAGAAAGGCUCCCCGCGGAAAACCCGACCGGGUUGGCGCCAGAUACCGCUGGCUUUGGACCGCAGGUUUAUCCUGAUGACGAUAGUGACCACGCUGUUCGGAUGGCGUUACAACUUGCACCGUGGAUCGAUCAGAAUCAGAGCGAUCCGCUGUGGAUGCCGGACUUUGAGACGCUGGAGAGUUUGUCUGGGACGUUUUGGAACGGUGCUGAUUCUACUCUUUUUGAUGCAUUAUGA